UAAAAAAAAGAUGUUUUGACUUAUAUCCGUAUUAGACUCUUCAUACUUCUACAUAACCAACAAAUUCACAUUUCACAACACACCGCUAAACCUAACCAACUAAGACUUCUCCAACUCUGAAUUGAACAACUGAAGAACAAUCAUAAUUCCACUACACGGUUUUUGCCUACUUUUUCUUACCCUUUUUUGCUAUAAAUACCAAUCACACAUUCCAUAUUUUGCUCAUCAUCAUCCCACCACUUUAGAUCGCUUAACACACCAAAAAAAAAAUUAUCAGAAAAAGGGGGUGAUCAAAGAACUUAAAGAAAUCACACGAAAAAUGGCGGGAAAGAAUGAAGCAGUUUUGUUGACAGUAACCAUGGUGAUUGCUACACUUAUUGGGAUUUGUUCAGCAGCAACAUACACUGUUGGUGGUAAUACUGGGUGGACUAUUCCUUCACAACCUAAUUUUUACUCUAAUUGGGCUUCUCAACAAACCUUUCAAGUUGGUGAUGCUCUCGUGUUUAAUUUUGCUGCCGGAGCUCACACAGUAGGCCAAGUGAACAAAGCAAACUUUGAUGCAUGUGGCACCACCAACACUAUUGGACAAAUCCAAACCACCUCCCCUGCCACCAUCACUCUCACCACCGCCGGGACCCACUACUUCAUUUGCACCCUACCCGGACAUUGUGGCGCCAACCAAAAGCUCUCUGUGGUGGUCACCGGCUCUUCAGCCACCACCCCCGCCUCCGCUCCUGCCCCUGCCCCUGCCCGUAAAGUCAUCAGCCCUGUCUCUGCUCCUACUACCCCUGCCUCGGCUCCCACCCCAGUUAGUGGUGUCUCCACCCCUGCCGCCGCUCCUACCCCUUCCAUUGUAGCCCCCACUCCUUUCAGUGAAGCCCCUACCCCUACCAGUGGGGCCCUUACUCCCGCCACCGCUCCCACCCCUUUUGGUAGAGCUUCUACCCCUACUGGUGGGGCCCCCACUCCUACUAGUGAAGCCACCGGUAGUCCUCCAGUCCCUGACACCGUUCCUUUGUCCCCCUCAGGCAGUCCCACAACCCCUGCGCCAUCUUCUCCCGCUGGAAAUUUUGGCAGUUCCACUGGUGUUAGCUUGUUGAGCUUGGUGUCUGUUGUUAUUGCAGCUUUUAUGAUGUAGUGAUGAAUUUUUUAUUCUUUAUUUUUUGAGUUUUUUUUUUACCCAAUUUUUAGUUUUGAUGUUAAUUGUUUGUUGUACAAUUGAAAUAAUAUCAGAUUGCUUGUUGUUUGAACUUUAAAGUACACAUUCUUUUUGGUGGCUACUGGCUAGCUCCAGAUUACUAAAUUUUUUUGUCACAAUCAUAGUUGUACUUCAUACAAAACAAUUUUAUUUUCUUUUCAUAAUGCAUAUAAUUUUCCUAUAUAAUGUUCCCUCCAAUUGUUUGGAUCAUCAAUAUUACAAACUUAUACUCUACCCGUAA
Amaranthus tricolor (Joseph's coat) is the source of this 1439-nucleotide messenger RNA. Its product is annotated as blue copper protein-like. Gene Ontology annotation, molecular function: electron transfer activity. Gene Ontology annotation, cellular component: plasma membrane. Bases 320 to 1138 code for a protein of 272 amino acids. NCBI's taxonomy places the organism in Eukaryota, Viridiplantae, Streptophyta, Magnoliopsida, Caryophyllales, Amaranthaceae. The record is from RefSeq and is a predicted model, not a curated record. The transcript has 2 exons.